This is a messenger RNA of Drosophila kikkawai, 2905 nucleotides long. It is a transcript of the gene Ndf, whose product is annotated as Nucleosome-destabilizing factor. The record is from RefSeq and is a predicted model, not a curated record. Gene Ontology annotation, molecular function: NADP binding; NAD binding; oxidoreductase activity, acting on the CH-OH group of donors, NAD or NADP as acceptor. NCBI's taxonomy places the organism in Eukaryota, Metazoa, Arthropoda, Insecta, Diptera, Drosophilidae.
CCUGUCAGCAAUCGUUUAUCGGUGUAAGCAGCGCAUCACAGCUCGAGCGAAAAAAAGAAAAAUACGGGCGAACUGGACGAAAUUGAUUGAAGUUUACCAAGAGCCAGCGCCGAGAUUCGCACUGCACCCCAGUAACCAAUUAGCUCGUGUGCUCCGUCCGCCCAAGCCAGCAAGAUAACCAAGUUUAAUAUACGCCUGGACAACAUAAUGUCGAAGAACAAAAAACUGUCGCUGUCGGGCGGCGACACGACAGAGAAAUUUAUUUACAAACUCAAGGAUCUGAUAUGGGCCAAGAUGAAGGGCUUCACUCCGUGGCCGGGCAUGAUUGUGGAUCCGCCAUUGGACAUGCUCAGCCAGCAGCGCCGCGCGAAUUGCAAGUGUGUUUUCUUUUUCGGCUCUCGGAACUUUGCUUGGAUAGAGGAGAACAACAUCAAGCCCUUCGAGGGUCCCUGGAAGGAUGAACUGGCCAAGGUUAGCAAGCCCGCUGCAUUCAGGCAUGCAAUGACGGAUAUUGAGAAGUAUAUUGACGACCCCGCUGAGGUGGACGAACAGGUGAAUGCCAGUUGCGGCGGGCCAAAUCACGCCACUGAAGCGGACUUUGACAAGAUCCGCGACGGUCUGGACAAUGAGGAGAACGCUGCCGACGAGACUGUCGCUGAUGCCAACAAUGGUGUGGUGGCCCAUGUGGUCGGAAGUCCCGAGGCCGAGGGCUUGGAUAGGGAAAAUAAUGCAGACUCUGCAGCAUCACCCGAAGAUGCCGCAGUUGCCGUAACGACGACGCCGGCGGCCGCAACAAAAUCUGGUGGCAAGCGGACGCCGAAGGCCAAAUCUGUGACAGCCGUCGCGGUUAAGGCAGCAAAGGCCUCUUCCACAAAGUCAGCACAGAAACGGCGGACUUCCGCGCAACAGACGCCCACCGGAGCAUCGAGCACCAAGCGUGGCAGGCGAGUGGCUUCCGGAGAGGCAGCGGCGGACCAAGCCGGCACCAGCUCCUCGCCCAGACGUCGCAUCGAGACUGACGCACUGAUGGCCUCGCUGGCGGCCAAACGGGCACCAAAUGCAAUCGCUCUGCUGGACCGUCCAGUGGUCACGCGGCCAGAGACGCAGGCCAUCGACAUGAAUUCGCGGUCGAACACGCUGGCCGAUCGCGAAAUCGUUCCAUCGGAUCAAACCUUCGGCUUCCUGGGCCUGGGCAUGAUGGGCUCGACCAUAGUUAAGGACUUGAUAUACACGGGACACAAGGUUGUGGUCUGGAACCGCACCAUUGACAAGUGUCAGCCCUUCGUGGAGGCCGGCGCCGAAGUUAAGGACACUCCAAUGGAUGUGGUGGAGGCGGCCGACGUCAUAUUCUGUUGCGUUUCGGAUCCCAAAGGCGCCAAAGAUCUGGUUUUUGGCAACUGUGGCGUCCUGCAGUUGAAGGACCUAAACAAUAAGGCCUACGUGGAAAUGUCGACUAUUGAUCCGGAAACAUCCUUGGACAUUGGCGAAGGUAUCAAGCAGUGCAACGGUCGGUACCUGGAGGCGCAAAUCCACGGGUCGCGUCAAGACGCAGCCGAUGGUAUGCUGAUCAUCCUCGCCGGCGGCGAUCGAACAGUGUUCGAGGAUUGCCACUCGUGCUUUAAGACCAUCGCGAAAAACACGUUCUUCUUGGGAACAGAUGUCGGAAAUGCCUGCAAGGUGAACCUGAUCUUGCAAACCAUUCUGGGAGUGAGUAUGGUUGGACUGGCCGAGGCGUUAGCACUGGCUGAUCGUUUCUCCAUUUCGCUGAAGGAUAUCAUAGACAUUUUUGAUUUGACUUCUAUGCGAUCACCGAUGCUGCUGGCCAAGGGCAAGGAAAUGGCUAAGGGCGACUUCAAUCCACAGCAGCCACUGAGCCACAUGCAGCGCGACUUGCGUUUGGUGCUUAACAUGGCCGAGAAUUUGGACCAGUCCAUGCCCGUCACCAGCAUCACCAACGAGGUGUUCAAGCAUACCAAGCGCUUGGGCUAUAGCGAACACGAUUCGAGCGCCGUAUUCGUAAGAUCCAGAUUUUAACAAUUAGUUAACACGACUAACGUUUAAACUAUACUUUAUCAUUUAGUUUAAAGCGUACACACCGAACAGAACCGACACUGACACACACAACACACCCGAACACAGUAAUGCAUUACCCUCACUACCCACUCACCCACCAACAUGACCGAGACGUUCGGUCGCAGGGGAUACACAGAUUGACAAUGGUCAGUCUGCGUAUUGCCUGCGAUUGGCAGCGUUGUUCUAGCUCGUUCAUAUAUUUCCAAACCUUUUCCCAUACCCGAAACUAGGGCUAUUGCAAAGCAGAUCAAGAUCUCGAGCCGAUACGCAUUGUGGAGCGCUUUUCGCCGGCCACCUAACCCGUGUCGGUGAACCUCUUUGAUACGUCGUCGUUCGGCGAGAUUCUGAUGGGCAAUCGGGGAAGGUUUAUUUUCAAGAGUCUGGCGGAGCAUUCAUGAAUGUUGUACACGGAUCGACUCUAGCAUGAAUAUUGUAAUCGUGGGUGGGAUAAACGCGAAGACAGCAAAGGGACCGGGAAAAGGCCAUGGCAUCGGGCGAUGACGUAGCUUCCCAGAUGUGGCACUAAAGAAUUAUUUGCAUACAUAAACUGUAAAUGUAUAGAAUAACGCAUCCGAAUAAAUUGUAAAAAAAAAAAACAUAUAUUUCGCGAGGCACAUAACUGUGUGCGAGUGAAAAGCCAAACGGGGCGCGGUCCCUUUUGUAUACACCCCGACCCUUCCCAAUCAUAUCCUUAUUUAUGCAUUUACGCCAAUCUUUCUAAUUUUGUUCUCCGCGUAACCCUUUUGUUCAAAUGCACGCAAGGCACUAGAAACACAUUUUAUAUAUUUUUGUCUAAGAAUAAAGAGUAAGCUAAACGAUCAUUGAAAGUAAA